Molecule: messenger RNA, 2631 nt
Organism: Leishmania braziliensis MHOM/BR/75/M2904
Lineage: Eukaryota; Euglenozoa; Kinetoplastea; Trypanosomatida; Trypanosomatidae
Exons: 1
Coding region: 1-2631 (876 amino acids)
Source: RefSeq, a predicted model, not a curated record
AUGCCGCCUAAGCUGACCUCCAAGAAUAUCUUCGAUGUCGUCUUUGAUCAGCUCCCGGCAGAUGCGUUCAUCGACACUGGGCCGGCCUCUCUAAAGGAGGAACUCAUACUCGAGGCCUCGGGCAUGCUCGGUAGCAGCGGUAAAGGCCCAGGAAAUCAGCGUAGCGCCCAGCGAGGCGGUUCCAACGUCGUCAGCAGUGGCAGUGAUGGAGGUGGGACAACAAGCUAUCGACGGAACCUUCUCCCUUCAGCGUUUGUGGCCGCGACGGCGGCUGUCGUGCGGUCAAAGGCCCGUUCGGUGCCCGCUGUGCCAGAGGAUUCCCCCGCUGCUGCUGUAGAACAGCGGAAAGACUUGCAGGACUCCGACGUUUUGGAUGCCGAGGAGCUUGAGGGCAGCACUGCAUCGCCGCUGUCGGCACAAGCGCCUCCGCCGGACUACGCUGCGGCAUCUGCGUCCUCCACGGUGGUCUCCUCUGAAAGCGUCUUUCGCAGAGUCGACGAUGAGGUGGCCGACCUACGCGCUGAUCGAUUUGCGGUGAGGCGUCGCGGCGGCCUCGACGCGCCAAAGCGCUGCGAUGGCGGCCGUAAUGCCACGGCGACAGAAGGGGGCCUUGACAUGCAGAUGGACACCGAGGACGAAGCGGUGAGGGAGGCCACCAAGUAUGCUGGCUAUGUGGCAGAAAUGCAGGCAGCCAGGGAGGCCAGCGCUGAACAACAGCUGCUAUGCUCUUGGCAGCCUAUCGGCGGCGGGGGGCCUUUGGUUACGCUUGAUGCUCGUCUUGCAUCGAGCAAGGCGAGUGCCGGAAUCGGACCCAGCUUCAGCGCAGUCGGCAGUGGCACAGAACUGUCGGUUAGCUGUGACGCUGCUGCGGAAGGGGUCGCUGCGCCGAAAGCGACGGGUGCUACCAGGGAGUCGUCACUGGCGACCCCAACUGCUGAGCUGGUGGCCGUCGGCGUGUCGUCAGCCGCCGUCUCCGGAGCAGCGAGUGCGCGCGCCGAAGGGCAAAUCGGCGACCGCACGCUUCUCUCUUACACGUCAGGCGGAUCUCAGACGGGCAGCGCAGUGCGGACAGGUGUUAGUGGUUGCCAGUCAGCAUCAACAGCCGGAGGCCCACUUCUUCAGCAACCCUUCGGCUUUGCUGGCGCUCCACAGAAAGGUGGCACUUUCACGGCAGCCGAGCAGCUUAUCCUCAUGCCUCCAGGUCUGGAUCGCGUGUACACCGGCACUUGCGUCAUGUAUCGACACCCAAAGAAUUUCGGCUUCAUCUCGCCAGACUUGGGCGGGCCGGAUGUGUUCUUCAUCACCGACAGCAUCGCCCUCUCCUUUACGAGACUGGCACUUCGGGCCUUCUACCUGCGCAAUGGCUUGCCGGUGCCGCCGCUUGUUGCCGCUGCGUAUCGUGUGGGCCCGGCAAAAGCGAAUUCAAUCGCGUCUGGUGAAGAUGGGGCGCCGACCAAUGGCACGACGACAUCUGUGGUGAACGCUGGAACAGCUGCCGACGCGAACGGCUCGGUGCCGGCUCCGGUAUCGUCGGUGUCCCCUGGACUCACCGGAAUGGCUGGAGGUAUAUCAGCUGCUGGAGAUGGGCAGACAAGGGUGACCGGCACUGCGCUUGGUGAGGAAGGCGUUCUCGGGUCUACCCCUGUUUUGGCAACUCGGGCGGGCGACACUGGCGACCGCGUACUCAUUCCGCCAACCACCGAGGAGGAGUUGGCGUGGGCGGAGGCGGCUGCUUCGCUGCUCACCAGUGCCACCGCACAGCUUCUCCAGCACCAAGUCAAUCAAGGCAUCGGCGGCGGCCUUCGGGUCGGGGAUCGCCUGAGCUUUGUCGUUAGCCGCAACCACGCCGCGCGUGGCGGGAAUGGCCGCCUGCUGCGUGCUGAGUUUCUCCGUGGUGUGCCGGCAGCGCAGCUGGCGAUUGCCGUGGAGCAAAGUUGGUUUCAUCCGCUGUUCCCUGGCGCAGUUGGGCGAAAGACGAGCACACCUUACCGCGCUUCCCUAAGACCACCGCCCCCCCCUCCCUCGUCGUCCACCGCUGGGGGCGGGGGAGCCGGCGAUGAGGCAGGCAUGUCAGCAACCGCCUAUCCUCUUGCCCCCUUCACCUCUGCCACCUCGACGCUCACCCGCUACACCGGAUGUGUUCGCACAUAUGACGCGGAGGAGCAGCGCGGCUACAUCCGGUGCGACGAGCUGAGUGGCAGCGGUGGCGGUAACACGCCUGAUGUCAUCUUCUACCCGCACUCCGUGCUCUGGGACUUGACGCGCUGCCCGCCGUUGAAGCGACAGGUGAAAGAGUGUAUGCGGCUGGCCUACAGUGUGUGUGGGACGGAGCGCAACGGCAAGUACAUCGCCACCCUCAUCACUACCCCCAGCGGCGCGCCUUUCUGCGAGGACAACAUGACGUUCGCCGAGAACGUGUUGCCGUUUUUCGCGGCUGAGACGGGCGGCGCGGGUUGGCGGCGUGGGCGUGGCGAGGAUGGCAACAGCGUUGGCGGCGGCCGCUCCGCAAUGGGCAUGGACAGCGGCGCCGGCACAAGUGCCGAGGGUAUCGCCGGUGACCGCAAGCGUGUUAAGGCAGCCGAGGACGACAUGCUGCUCCUCUACGCCGAGGACGACUACCCGUACAUGUAA